Hyalella azteca is the source of this 6390-nucleotide messenger RNA. RefSeq lists its product as uncharacterized. Lineage: Eukaryota; Metazoa; Arthropoda; Malacostraca; Amphipoda; Hyalellidae. The record is from RefSeq and is a predicted model, not a curated record. The transcript is spliced from 33 exons. Gene Ontology annotation, molecular function: protein binding. The coding region runs from base 88 to 6390 and encodes 2100 amino acids.
CGCUCCACGGGGGUGGUGGUCAAGACCAUCCUGCCGGGGGGCGUGGCGGACAGGGACGGACGCCUGCAGUCUGGGGACCACAUCCUCAUGAUCGGCGCCGUCAGCCUGCGGGGCCUCGGCAGCGACCAGGUGGCGUCGGUGCUGCGGCAGAGCGGCAACCACGUGCGCCUCAUCGUGGCGCGCCCCAUGGAGCACCCCACCGGCCCUCCCCUCCAGCCCGGGCGCAUCGCCCCCGUGGUGGAGACGCGCGUGCUCAAUGACCCCGAGGAGCUGGACCGCAAGCUGCAGCUGCUGCAGGGGGGGCUCGACCCCCCGCAGAUAGCCGUGCUGCCCCCCGACGCGCCCCCCACCGUCACGGUACAGAGGGAGCUCGACCCCCCACUGCCCCCCGACACCGUCAUCCCCAUCAUCCUGCAGCAGACCCCUGAUAUGGUGGCUGAUACGCUGCAACAUGACGACCUGUUGCUGCAACAACAACAGUUGCAACAGCAGCAACAACAACAGUUGCAGCAGCAACAGCAACAACAACAGUUACAACAACAGCAGCAACAGCAGUUGCAGCAACAGGUGCCUGUUUCUGCAGUGUCAAAGACGGUUGCCCUACCCCCCGAGACUGCGCCCCCUGCCCUCCACCCUGCUGGGGAGGUCAAUGGGGACGCCUCAGACCCCCCCACCGAGGAGGAGUGUGGAGAUGGCCUGGAGCUGCCGGAGAUGGAGGUGGUGGAGCUGGAGCUGGUCAAGGACAAGCAGGGACUCGGCAUCACCAUCGCUGGAUACGUCUGUGAGAGAGAGGAGCUGUCUGGCAUCUUCGUGAAGUCCAUCAGCCCGGGCAGCGCCGCCGACCGCAGCAACAGCGUCCGCCUCAACGACCAGAUCGUCCAGCGGGUGCUGGGGGCGACGGGUGCUGUGGUGGCGCUGAGGCUGGCCAGGUACCUGCGGGGGCCCAAGUACGAGCAGCUGCAGCAGGCGAUCGCCAACAGCGAGCUGCGCACCACCCCCAGCACCCCCAACCCCCCCUACAGACUCAUCCAGGGGGAGGACGACCCCGCGACGGAGGAGGCCCUGAGGACAGCUCUGGGCCACGUCACCCACACCGCACCCUACAUACCGUACGGGCCGCCCCCCAGCCUCCCCCUGGCGGGGGUGACGCAGGACGAGUCCUCCACCGACGCAGACGUGGCGCGCAAGAACCGUCUCAACGCCGCCCCCCUCCCCCCCACUGAGGGGGACUACCCCCCACUCCCUGGGGACUUCCCCCCCGUGGGGGAGGGGGACUUCUCUGGCCCCCUGUCCCCCGCCGUCGAGGCCGCCAUCGUCAGCAAGUGGGCCCGCGUCAUGGGGCCCGACAUGGACAUUGUCGUGUGCCAGCUGAGCAAGUUCGAGUGGGGCGGGGGGUUGGGGGUGUCGCUGGAGGGGACGGUGGACGUGGAGGGGGGGAGGGAGGUGCGCCCCCACCACUACAUCCGCUCCGUCCUCCCCCAGGGCCCCGUGGGGAGGAGCGGCGUGCUGCGCAGUGGGGAUGAGCUGCUCGAGGUGAACGGGAGGACGCUGCUGGGGCUGAACCACGUCGAGGUGAACGGGCGGACGCUGCUGGGGCUGAACCACGUGGAGGUCUUGCCCCCUCCCCAUGACCCCCCCUUACCUCCCCAGGUGAACGGGAGGACGCUGCUGGGGCUGAACCACGUGGAGGUCUUGCCCCCUCCCCAUGACCCCCCCUUACCUCCCCAGGUGAACGGGAGGACGCUGCUGGGGCUGAACCACGUGGAGGUGGUGGUCAUCCUCAAGGAGCUGCCCAGGGACGUGCGCCUCGUCUGCGCCAGGAGGCGUCAGGGGGACGAGGACCUGCCCCCCACACUGGGGGACCCCAGCUCCUCCCACGCUAAGGGUCUAGGCGGGUCCCUGCAGAGCCUCGUCACCUCGUCCGAGCGCCUCGUCAAGGCCAAGAGUGACGGCUCCCUCGCCUCGUCUGCCGGGACGCCCUCGCACCCUCUGGGGCGGGCCAAGUCGCGCAGCCUGGAGCCCCUGACGGGCCUGGCCAUGUGGGCGUCGGAGCCCAACGUCAUCCUCCUGCAGAAGGGCGACCGCGGCCUGGGCUUCUCCAUCCUGGACUACCAGGACCCCCUGAACCCCCAGGAGACGGUGAUCGUGAUACGGUCGCUGGUGCCCGGGGGCGUCGCGGAGAAGGACGGCCGCCUCAUCCCCGGGGACCGUCUGGUGGCCGUUAAUGGCACGGUGCUGGAGGGGGCGACGCUGGACGAGGCCGUCGCCGCCCUCAAGGGCGCCCCCCGGGGGCCUGUCGAAAUCGCCGUCGCUAAGCCAAUCAGCGUCCUCGAGUCUCCGGGUCGGCUGGACGCCAUCUUGAGGGACCUGCCCUCGUCAGACAGCGAUGCUACGCUCCCCCACACGGAGGACGAGGGGGACGAGGUCGACCUGCCCCCCCACAGGACAAAUUCGUUCCCGGUGCACGGUACUGAGCGCCUAUUGGAUAGCGGUAAAGCCACGCCCACCGCUCCCGAUGCUCCUAAUGGUCAUGUUGCUACACCCAUUGGAGGGAUCUCAUCACCCGCUUCUAUUGGCUCUAGGAAGUCUUCUCUGAUUGGUGUUCCCAAGAGCUCACCUGUUAUUGGCUCGAAACAGUCAUCUGCCAUUGGUGCACCUUCAAGCUCGCCUGUUAUUGGUUCUGCCGCUGUGGUUGAACCCGGCAAAGUCAUCUCGACUUCGUCAUUGGCCAGCGUGAAGUUUGCGCCCCUCCCCGCCGAGCUGCACAGAACCCUGCGCUUCAAGAAGGGCGCCCAACCGUUGGGCGUGGACUUGGACGUGUCGGGAGGUUGGGCCAUCAUCACGGGGGUUGUGCCCGGAGGAGCGGUGGACAAACUCAACCGCGAGCGCCCCACCUGCUCCGACUCCAUGCGGGGGGUGGGGGGCCUGGAUGGCCUCGCCAGCGCCGUGCUGGGGCCCGAGGACCCCAAUGUCGUCAUGACGGCCGCGGGGUCCCGCAUACAGGACAACCUCAUUAAGGUGGGGGAUGUGCUCAUCUCCAUCAACGGGGAGCCAGUGGGGGGUCUGGACGAAGCGGGGGUGCGGGAGGUCCUCACCCACGUAGGAGUGGGGGAGGUGAGCCUCGUGUUCGUCCCCCGCGAGGACGCGGAAGUCUUCCACCACACCCACCAGCUGCUGGGGGAACAUCAGCGCCAGAUCAAGGCGCGUAAGCUGGACCCCACUGAGGUGCCCAAGGACAGCGAGCCCACCACGAAGAUCAUCCCCAUCAGCGAGUACGGGCCCACCCUCACCUCAACCGUCCUGCACACCCCCACACCCACCUACGUCCUGCCCCACCUCGCCUCCUACUGCGACCCACCAGACGAGGCCGCCCCCCACGAGGGCUCGACGGUGAUCAGCGUCCAGCACCCCGCCCCCCCUCCUGGAGUCUCCCCCAGGCCUCCCCCAGAGGAGCCCUUCACCAUCACCUUCAGGAACGUGGCUGAGGCCCCCCUCCCCCGCCCCCCCUCAUCCCUCCCCCCAUGCCUGCCCCACGACCACAACGCGGCCUCAGCUGUGGGAGCGACCACCACUCCCCCAGACUCCCAUGCAAGUGUAAGUUGUGCACACGUGGGCCCCCACAUCACCCACUUCAGCACCCACGACCUGCUCUCCCAUGACUUACUCACCGAGAAUUUACUCACCCAGAACCUGCUCACCCACAACCUCAUCGCCCAGAACAUCUUAGCCAAGGACGGCGAAACUGAACGCAUCCUCGAACAAAGUCUGCUUACAAAUCAACUACAGACCAAGGAACGGAUAGACUACCUCGACCGGGAGACUAGUUCCUACCACAACCAGCAGCAACCAUUGCAUCUACCACCACACAACCAGCACCCGUCUACCAGACGGGCGCGGCUGGUGACAGAAGCCGUUGGUAACAAGGGGACCAGCGAAUGUUCGGACUCGAGUGGUGACAGAUCAAGUUCUUUGUUCGUAGAGGUUGAUUCUGACAGACAUUCUGUCUUCAGUGACGGGACCGACAGACAGUCAUUGCCUGACAGGCCCGCAGACAGACGCGUCUGUGACGACCACCGCUUCGUGAACGGAGUGGACGGGGCCACCGAAAGUCCCCAUCAGCAAUUUUUAAACGGGGAGGUCGAGGGACUGACGUACCACCGCCGGUCCCUAAUAGGGUCCCAGUCACUAGACGAGGCGACGUAUGAGUACCCCGAUGAUGGCACGCGUCCCCAGAGGUUCAUCAUCCCCAAGCAGCUGAGUGAGAUAAUCCCCGACUCAGCGUACCUGGGGCAAACGUACCCCGGACAAAUCGCGAGCUCUGGAACUUCUUACCCUAAACCUGUGGUGGACCAGAACCACGACAUCGGUGGACCCAAACCGGCCACCACGACACAGCGGCGGUCCACCUCGUCCAUCAGCUCCUCUGGCCACCGUCGGGUCCACGUGUCCACCAGCAGCGCUGCCUCGAACGGCCCGACCAUCUCUGGCCGCCGGACCAUAGAGUGUCAGACGGACAUCAUCAUCGCGGAUGUUAAAGCUGCGUCUGGGAUACUAGCGUCGCAUCACCCACGCGCCACCACCCAGUCCGGCACCCAGACCCUACCGGUGACAGACACUCUGCCAGUCACCCAGACGCUGCCAGUCACCCAGACCUUACCAGUCACCCAGACCUCCGCUGCUCAUCGGACCUCAGCGUCGUCAGACUCAGAUUUUUAUCAGGACGCGGUCGGCGAAGAGUGUCCCGGCAGGCCUACGGCCCCUAAGCCUACUGAAUAUAGCGAUCACGAUACAAAGGUCUCUAGACCUACCGAAGUUAGACCUCCAGCCUCAUGGUCUCCGGAAUCUAGACCAUUGGAUCCUAGGCACACAGCCGCGACAAGUCAAGAGACCAAGUCUACAGUUUCUAGACCUGCUACCGCACCUAGUGUUCAGAACAACGUUCCUGCGUACUCUACCCCUACCCCUCCUUCUAACUCUAACGCUUCUUCCACCUCCACCGUCGGGUCAGGGUGUUCGGUGUCCACUUUACCUUCCAACGCUCGUAACAUUCCUGCAGCCAGAAACUUCCAAAACUCUACCACCGCCACUUCUUCCGGCCCAUUUCCGCACACUUCCUCUCCCGCUACCGCAACUUCCGGGUCUUCAGUCACUGGUUUAGCCUCACAAACGUCAGGUGUUCCUAACACCUCUUCACAACUUCCAACUUCUGGUGUCCAAUCUCAUGCAUCCGGCUCUAUACUUCCUACUUCCUGUGCUAUACUUCCUACUUCCUGUGCUAUACUUCCUACUUCCUGUGCUAUACUUCCUACUUCCGGCUCUAUACUUCCUACUUCCGGUUCUAUACUUCCUACUUCCGGUUCUAUACUUCCUACUUCCGGGUCUAUACUUCCUACUUCCGGUCUUCUCACUUCCUCUUCCUUGCCGUUUACUUCCGGCUCUUCCUCUCUUGUCACUUCAAGCUCUCCAGGAAGGAUGACGGUUGCUCAGGAGAGCGCGGGAGCGUCGUCCCCCACUGAAGGGGAGGGUACGGGGGGCGCCGCCCCCCAGGCCGCCGCCAAGCACUGGGGCCCUGAGCGCGUCGUGCAGGUAUACCGGGACCAGAACAACAGCCUCGGCAUCAGCAUCGUGGGCGGGCAGGUGGAGCUCAACUGGACGGGGUCCUUCGUGAACGGCAUCUUCAUUAAGAACGUCCUCCCGUCCUCCCCCGCCGGCAAGAGUGGACUCCUCAAGACCGGGGACCGCAUCCUGGAGGUGGAGGGGCAGGACCUGCGCAACGCCCCCCACGAGCGCGCCGUCGAGGUCAUCAAGAACACCGGCAACCCCGUCACCUUCGUCCUGCAGAGCCUCGUCAGAUGGACCCCCGCGGAGUCUGGUCCCAGUUCCCGGGACUCGAGUCGCCUGGGGGUGCGUCCCCCCACCGCCGUGCCCCCCGUGGCCCGCACCCCCACCCCCGAGCUUAUCCAGGCUGGCCUCAGUGACAGGGAGAAGCAGGAGCUGCAGGCCCUGCGCCAGGCCUCCCUCGCUCGGGGGUCCCGUGACUCCCCCAGUGAGGGGGAGGAGGAGGAGGAGGACGGGGGUGAGGCCAGUGAGGGGGAGCCCAGUGAGGCCCUCAGUGACAGGGAGGAGGGGGAGGAGGAGGAGGAGGACAGCGAGGCCGACGACAGGGAGGACCAAGGGAGGGUCGAGACCGCUGGGGGAGAACAGAUCGACAGGGCCUCAGCGGGGGCCCUCAAGAAGCUCCCCACUGACACUGAGGAGGAGGACGCCUUUGGUUACACCAGCACUGUCGAACUCUUGCUUGCCUCCACCGUGCACACAGCCUUACUCCACAACUCCCAACGUCGCACUGAUGCGGGAGCACUGUACCGGAAACAUUCUCCUCGUGUAUAG